AUGAGAGAUAGUGUGAGGGCGCUGGAGGGUCGUCGUAUGAGUGCUAUGAGAGAUAGUGUGAGGGCGCUGGAGGGUCGUCGUAUGAGUGCUAUGAGAGAUAGUGUGAGGGCGCUGGAGGGUCGUCGCAUGAGUGCUAUGAAAGAUAGUGUGAGGGCGCUGGAGGGUCGUCGUAUGAGUGCUAUGAGAGAUAGUGUGAGGGCGCUGGAGGGUCGUCGUAUGAGUGCUAUGAGAGAUAGUGUGAGGGCGCUGGAGGGUCGUCGUAUGAGUGCUAUGAGAGAUAGUGUGAGGGCGCUGGAGGGUCGUCGUAUGAGUGCUAUGAGAGAUAGUGUGAGGGCGCUGGAGGGUCGUCGUAUGAGUGCUAUGAGAGAUAGUGUGAGGGCGCUGGAGGGUCGUCGUAUGAGUGCUAUGAGAGAUAGUGUGAGGGCGCUGGAGGGUCGUCGCAUGAGUGCUAUGAAAGAUAGUGUGAGGGCGCUGGAGGGUCGUCGUAUGAGUGCUAUGAGAGAUAGUGUGAGGGCGCUGGAGGGUCGUCGUAUGAGUGCUAUGAGAGAUAGUGUGAGGGCGCUGGAGGGUCGUCGUAUGAGUGCUAUGAGAGAUAGUGUGAGGGCGCUGGAGGGUCGUCGUAUGAGUGCUAUGAGAGAUAGUGUGAGGGCGCUGGAGGGUCGUCGUAUGAGUGCUAUGAGAGAUAGUGUGAGGGCGCUGGAGGGUCGUCGUAUGAGUGCUAUGAGAGAUAGUGUGAGGGCGCUGGAGGGUCGUCGCAUGAGUGCUAUGAAAGAUAGUGUGAGGGCGCUGGAGGGUCGUCGUAUGAGUGCUAUGAGAGAUAGUGUGAGGGCGCUGGAGGGUCGUCGCAUGAGUGCUAUGAAAGAUAGUGUGAGGGCGCUGGAGGGUCGUCGUAUGAGUGCUAUGAGAGAUAGUGUGAGGCCGCCGCAGGUCUAA
This is a messenger RNA of Procambarus clarkii (red swamp crayfish), 933 nucleotides long. Its product is annotated as thioredoxin domain-containing protein 2-like. Lineage: Eukaryota; Metazoa; Arthropoda; Malacostraca; Decapoda; Cambaridae. The record is from RefSeq and is a predicted model, not a curated record.